Molecule: messenger RNA, 657 nt
Organism: Mesocricetus auratus (golden hamster)
Lineage: Eukaryota; Metazoa; Chordata; Mammalia; Rodentia; Cricetidae
Product: leukocyte immunoglobulin-like receptor subfamily B member 4
Biological process (GO): cytokine-mediated signaling pathway
Molecular function (GO): inhibitory MHC class I receptor activity
Source: RefSeq, a predicted model, not a curated record
AUGAUCCCCAUGCUCAGAAUGCUGCUGUACUUUGGUCUGACUAUGGGACACAGGACUGCAGUAUCGGCAGGUACUCUCCCAAAGCCCAUCAUCUGGGCUGACCCAGGUUCUGUGAUAGCCUUAUAUAAAUCUGUGAGUAUUUGGUGUCAGGGAUCCUGGGAGGCCAAGGAGUACCUUCUGCAUAAAGAAGGAAGCCUAAAUCCUUGGGACAGAGAGCUCCCUCUGGAAACAAGGGAAAAGGCCAAGUUAUACUGUCAACACAUGACAAUCCAACAUGAAGAGAUAUAUACAUGUCACUAUAAGAGCACUGCAGGUUUUUCAGAGCACGGUGACAUGCUGGAGCUGGUGCUAACAGGAGCUUAUGAAAAACCAAGCCUGUCAAUAUUCCCUCGCCAUGCUGUAUCCACAGAAGAGUUCAUAACCAUGAACUGUAGCUCAUUAUUCAUUCUGAUCCAGGAAGGAAACCACAACCUCUCCUGGAUCCUGGACUCACAGCAACAUGCCAAUGUGUCAGCUUGUGUUUGGUUUGUUCUGGACUCUGUGACUACAAAACACAAUGGAAUAUUCAGAUUAUAUGGCUAUUUUAGGAAUAAUCCCCACAUCUGGUCAGAAUCAAGUGACUCAAUUGAUGUCCUGGUCUCAUGUAAGGACCCCUGA